AUUUCUUCCCACUGUUAAAAAUAACUCCAGGGCUCGAAGCUGGAACCCAAAAUUCCUGAUUUCGUGGUAUUUACUGGUAUGCUGCUUCAUUUUCCUCAUCUUGUCAAACAGCACCCCCUUGUGGCGCGCUCCGGGUAGUACAUCUUUCAGCACAUGCCCUUCCACUAUCGCGUCAUUAUUGGCUCAAACUACAUUUCCCAGUGCUACUCUGUCCGGGAGGAAGGCAGUCAUGUGGAUCGACCUAGGAGUUGCCAUCCUUGGGGCUGCAAGAAGAAGAAACUCAACGGAAAGAUGCACGAAGAGGAGGAUGGCAGCGGGGAGAGCUCCUGCACAGCUUCACGGCUGCAGUCCGUCAAGUCUCUAGAUGUGGCCGAGGUGGAGGGAGCGAAGGAGCAGGCUUCCAAGCUGUGCGGCUACUUGAACAAACUCUCCGGCAAGGGGCCUCUCAGGGGUUACAAACUGCGGUGGUUUGUGUACGACCCGAGGAAAUGUUACUUGUAUUACUUCAAGACUCCCCAAGAUGCCCUGCCUCUCGGACACAUCGAUAUAGGCGAUGCGUGCUUCAUGUACGACGUGGAGGGAGAAGAGGGCCAGUUCGAGAUCCGCACGGCAGGGAAAGAGUUUCUCUUAAAGGCCCCCAGCAGGCAGGUGAUGCAUUACUGGCUCCAGGAGUUGCAGCAGAAGCGUUGGGAGUACAACAGCACCCGAGGCACCGUGAAAAGAGACAGCUGGAGUUCUCCCACGCUGGCCUACCCUCCCGCCGGCCUCGUGGGCAAGGAUAACGAUGUCAUCCUUUCUGAGAAGCUAAGCGAAAGCAUGGAGAAGGUCCGCAGCGACUUUGCCAUGGAUGCAGAAACAGAUGCAGGGGGAAUGGUGGGAAUCCAGUCAGCCAGAGGGCCCUUCUCCCUCAAGAACUUUGGUACAGAGCUCAGGAACUCCAUGUCUAAUCUGCGGCCAGGCCGAGCUGAGAAUAGACGGAGCGUGUUUUACACCACCAACAACAACAGCACCUCAGAGGAGUGGGAGAUGGUGGAUGCCCCCCCCAAGGACUUCCCAGAGCAGAAACAUCAUCUAGACACACACAGACAUUCCUUCGGGUCGGCGUUCAGCUUUGAUUUUGUGCGGAACCGUCAGCGACCCCAGAGGCUCUUGUUCCGGGACGUGCGGGGACCGGCCAAGGUCGGACGCGGCAUGGAGAGACUGGGCUCUGAGAGUCCUACGGGGGAGUGCAACGGCAGCAAACCUCUGGACAUGCAGCUGCGUCUCCAGAACCAGCAGGAUGAGCUGAACCAGAUGCAGCAGGAGCAAAUCAAACUCCGGGAGGAGCUGGCCAGCCAGAAGGAGCUGGUGAGACUUCUGCAGCAGACUCUUAGAAGCUCCCAGUGCGAGAGGCCCACCGUGUGCCGAGCAGCUGCAGAUCCAUCUGCAACCCCGGACCAAUCUCCGAGUCCAGUGGUGACCCAGGAAGAUGUCGCCCAGCUGGAGGCGCAGCUUCAGGAGCGAGACGGACAGAUCCAGGCGCUGUGUGGACACAUGGAGCGUCUCUCACUGGAGAAGGAGAGCCUGCAGCAGGAGCUGAAGGGCCUGAAAGCCAAGGUGGGGGAAAUUAAUGAUCAGCUAGGGAUGCUGGUGGAGACCAUCCAGGCUAAAGAUCAAGUCAUUGUGAAGCUGUCGCAGGAGAACUCUGAGCAAAGUGGGAAUCUGAUUGACACUGCUUCUCCACCGCCUCAGCAGGAGCUGAACAUCCUUAAGGACAGUCUUCAAGGCUACAAAUCCCAGAACAAGUUCCUGAACAAAGAGAUCCUGGAGUUGACAGUCCUGCGCAGGAACUCAGAGACUCGGGAAAAGGCUUUAGAAACAAAGUGCACGGCUCUGGAGGCCAAACUUUGUCAGGUGGAGAGUAAAUAUUUAGUGCUGCUUCAGGAGGUGAGAACUCCAGUCUGUUCGUCGGAGCAGAACCCGGCCCGGGAGGUCAUUUCCAGAUUACUGGAGGACGCCCUGCAGGCGGAGAGCCCGGACCAGAAUGAACACCAAAUCUUCAAACCAAAUACAGUCAGCGAGUAUGACGUGUAUGGCUUCAAGACAGUCCCAGAGGAGGAGGAAGAGGAGGAGAGGCUGGUUGCUAAGGUAAGGGCCUUGGAGCUGAAGUCACUGUCCAUGACUGACCAGGAGGUAUCUGUCGGGGUAAAGUGGGAGAACUUUCUGACCAGCACCAUGAAUAGAGAUCUAGUGCGUUCCCCCGAGCUCAAGACCCUGAUCCGCUGCGGUGUGCCCCACGAGCACCGCUCCAACGUGUGGCGCUGGUGCGUCACCUUCCACGUCAAGAAGUUCCGGGACCACUUGGCUCCGGACUAUUACGAGACACUGCUGAAUGUGGCGCGGGAUCGGCCCAACCCGGCGUCGAAGCAGAUUGAGCUGGACCUGCUGCGUACGUUGCCCAACAACAAGCACUACGCCUCCCCAAGCGCUAGCGGCAUCCACAAACUCAGGAACGUCCUGGUGGCCUUCUCCUGGAGGAAUCCAGACAUUGGCUACUGUCAGGGUCUGAACAGGCUCGCAGCAAUCGCCCUGCUGUAUUUAGACCAAGAAGAUGCCUUUUGGACUCUCGUAGCCAUUGUAGAGGUCUUCAUGCCAAGAGACUAUUACACAAAAACUCUGCUUGGCUCUCAGGUCGACCAGCGUGUGUUCAAAGACCUGAUGAGUGAGAAGCUACCCCGCCUUCACGCCCACUUUGAGCAUCACAAGGUGGAUUUCUCCCUCAUUACCUUCAACUGGUUCCUGGUGUUGUUUGUGGACAGCGUGGUCAGCGACAUCCUGUUUAAGAUCUGGGACGCUUUUCUGUUCGAAGGGCCAAAGAUCAUAUUUCGAUUUGCUCUCGCUCUCUUUAAGUACAAAGAAGAGGAGUUUUUGAAGCUGCAGGACUCCACGACCAUCUUCAAAUACCUUCGAUACUUCACGCGCACAAUCCUGGACUCAAGGAGGCUGAUGAACAUUGCUUUUGUGGAAAUGAACCCGUUCCCCAUGAGGCAAAUCCAGAACCGCCGUUCUUUCCACCUGGAAAAGGUUCGCCUGGAGCUGACGGAGCUGGAGGCAAUCAGACAGACGUUCCUGAAGGAGAGAGAGACGAGUCUGGAUCGACGGAGCUUCGCCAGCGACGAUGAGGAGGAUAACUGAGCUUUUUAUUUCCAGGGUCGCUUGGAGAAUGAAGACAAAUGAAACUUUUCCACAGUGCGGCGCCACUUUACUGCUGCUGAACGGCUUUAUUUUUUCAGUUUAGGCACCUGAGCUGGUCUCUGCAUCAAGGAUGGAAUAGUGAACUGGGUAAAGUUGCAUCAAAAGACCAAACUAUCAGUAUUCCUGCCUAUUUUCUUUUCAGUUUAUAAAGUGUUUUUUUGCUGUUUAUUUUCAUGUUCUCUUUAUUGCCAACACAUGCAGUCCAAAACAGUAUUUUAAAACAUUUUUAUAUCAAAAUUUUCCUUCUGUUGUUUGAUUGAUGUCUUAAUUUUUUAAUGAAAUAUAAUUUCUUAUAUUUUUAUUUUCUGAUGCACUUGAAAUAUUCAUGCUGUAAUACAAUAUUUUGCUGUUACUUUCCAUUGUUUCCAAAUUAACCUUCAGACUUGGUUAAAGUCUAAAAAGAUGAAAUGAAAGGACGUGCCAAAACAUUCUCAUCUUUUGCAUAAACAGCAGGUAGAAUUCAUAUGUUCAAUGUUUAUUUUCUGGUGUUUCAAAAAUCAAACCAUCAUUUCAAGUCUGAAACUCAAUAUUCUCCCAUUAAUCAGUCCAGUUUUAUUUGUCAUCUUUGUCAUUUUUUUUCUGCUUCAUAUUUUUAUCCUGUAAUUAUUUUAAGAAGCCCAAAGUCACUUAUACAACAUAAAAAGCUAAUUGUUUUGCAUUUGCUUCUAUGCUUAAAAAAUUAUCAUGAGGCAAAAGUCAGAUAUCUUUGUAAACUUUGACAAUUCAUUGGAUCCCUCACCUCUUCAUUCUCUUGUGAAAUAUCCUUAUCUUGCAGAACCUUUUCUAUUUUACUUUUUUUUUUUUUCCAGAUCAGAUUCCCUGAAUUAUUUCUGGUUUCCAGGAUGCAGUUUUCUUCUGUUCAUUGCUGCAUUGUUUUUUCUCUGAGCCCAACCUGGGGGGAAAAAGGCUGUUGCAUUUGCAUUAAUUGUCCACAGAGUGGCAGCGUAACGUUUGUUGAAUCUUCACUUAAUUUCACUGGUACUCUGCAAAAAGUGUUAUUAAUUUCAAAAGGUUAUAAAGUCUGUAAUGGCUGAAAACUAGGUUUUGAUUUGUAAUGAAUGAGGGAAGCAUUUUUUUUUUUACAGGAAAAUCUCCCCAUGUUGAUCCACAUUCAGGUACCCUUAGAUUACUGAAUACUUUAGAUGCUGAUCGUUGUAGUAACUUGAUACCCCAAUCGCUUGUUUAGAAAUAAGAAGCUGUGUGGCUAAUGAACUGUGAAAGUCUGUAUAAUUGGAAAUCAACAUGAGGAGGUUUUAGUUUUGUUUGAUGAAGCAUCCUUUACAGCUUUCUUAUUCUUUUCAUUCACUUGAACCAGUUUACAAAGAUCAGCCACCGUUUUCUGCUGCAGUAUCAGGACCUUACCUGCUAGAUGUUUUCAAAUCAAAUGUAAAACAUUGAAACAGGUCUGAAUAAGUUUUUUUGCUUUAAUGAAAUUAUGAGAGCUGGUCUCCCAUGAGAUCAACAUUUCCCACUUAAUUUUUAAAUAAUAAAAAAUAUAUAGUUACUGAUGAAAGAAAAGGUUUACUCUUUACAAGACAUUUCCUCUGUUGCAAGUUUAAAUAAGCUACAUUGAAAAUCCUCUCUCUCUGCUUCUGUUUUUCCCCUCUAAUGCUGUCAGUGUAUUGCACAAAUAUAUUAAAAGAAUUCAGUACAUUACAGGGCACUUCAACUUUUUUUAUGUAAAGCUGUCUUGAUUUGUCUGAAGACGGAAAUUGUUAAUAAAAUGUAUGCAGUUCUUUGCUUUCGUAAAACCAGUCAAUGCCAAUUCAAUAAAAAAUUCUGACUUGA
Molecule: messenger RNA, 5022 nt
Organism: Girardinichthys multiradiatus
Lineage: Eukaryota; Metazoa; Chordata; Actinopteri; Cyprinodontiformes; Goodeidae
Gene: tbc1d2b
Product: TBC1 domain family, member 2B
Exons: 13
Coding region: 154-3174 (1006 amino acids)
Source: RefSeq, a predicted model, not a curated record